GAGUGUAUUAAGUUGUUCAGUAGGAGAGCAGUCAGCGACGGUACCGAGCCGCUAGCAGCUCUCUCCUAAUGGGAAAGCAUUUCAAAAAUUAUUAAUUCAGAAUAAUCAUAACAACAAAUCUCACGCGUUUUACAUCAGACACCUGAGUGUCAAAUAAACUGUAUUGUGGACCUUCUGAGUGUUUUCAUGAUGGAGGACCGGAAGGAAGAGAACGACGCAGAGAUUCAAGAACACGGACCCGAACACUGGUUUUCGAACUGGGAGAGGCAGUGCCUCGCGGAGGCCGAUCACACGGAACCGAGGGAAGAGGAGGUCGACGAGAGCCCAGAAAAACUCUGGCACAUGUUUCAAAACUCGGCGACGGCCGUGGCGCAGCUUUAUAAAGAUCGAGUUUGUCAUCAACAAGGACUGUCCCUGUGGGUGCCGUUUCAGAACGCAGCAACAGCCGUCACCAACCUUUACAAAGAAAGCGUUGAUGCACAUCAGCGGAGCUACGAGCUCGGGAUUCAGAUGGGCCAGCAGAGACGCAACAAGGAAGUCUUGGCCUGGGUGAAGAAGCGCAGGAGGAACAUUCGGAGGGAGGAUCUUAUCAGCUUCCUGUGUGGCAAAGCUCCUCCUCCGAGGGUCUCCAGAGCCACACCCAGAAUCCCGCCCAACCGGCCGCCUUCGUCCGACCCGGUGUCCUCUGUCGAGACGGACCUGCAGCCUUUUCGCGAAGCCAUUGCACUGCACGGACUGAGUGGUGCGAUGGCCAGCAUCAGUGUCCGCUCGGGGACUCCGGGUUCGCCCACACACGUGAGCGGCGGCUCUAACCCGGGCCGCAGGAGAAACGGCCUCCACGACGUUGACUUGAACACUUUUAUAGCAGAGGAGAUGGCACUGCACCUGGAGAACGCCGGCGGCAGGAAGCGCACCAGCGCCCAGUGCGGCGACGUCAUCACGGACUCGCCGACCCACAAACGCAACCGGAUGAUCUGAGCUCCACACAUGUACGCACACAUGUACACGCUGCUCGAUAAUAAAGCCACUCAAUCCUCA
Silurus meridionalis is the source of this 1038-nucleotide messenger RNA. RefSeq names its product chromosome 14 C16orf72 homolog (gene hapstr1a). Bases 187 to 978 code for a protein of 263 amino acids. Lineage: Eukaryota; Metazoa; Chordata; Actinopteri; Siluriformes; Siluridae. The transcript is spliced from 4 exons. The record is from RefSeq and is a predicted model, not a curated record.